AUGCGCCUUUUGCAGCUCCAAAAAGAUGGAGGCUUCAAUGUUGUCGAGCGCCUCGGCGACAACAUUCCGCCUUAUGCAAUUUUGUCGCACACCUGGGGAUCAGACAACGAGGAAGUCAACCUGAAAGACUUGAUAAGGGGCCAACGCAAGGGCAAGAGCAAGAGGAAACUAGGUUAUCGCAAGUUGACUUUCUGCGGCGAGCAAGCUACUCGUGACGAUCUGCAGUACUUCUGGGUGGACACUUGCUGUAUUGACAAAUCAAGCAGUGCAGAGCUUACAGAAUCCAUCAACUCCAUGUUUGACUGGUACCGCAAGGCAGCAAAAUGUUACGUAUACCUUUCCGACGUGUCGACGACUGGCUACACCGAAAAUCGUGUGGCGUUUCAUAACAGUAGAUGGUUUUCCCGAGGAUGGACACUACAAGAGCUUAUUGCUCCGCAAUGUGUUGAGUUCUUUUCUGAAGAAGGCUGCUUUCUUGGUGACAAGUAUUCGCGUGUACAAGAGAUAGCCGACAUCACGGGUAUAUCUACCGAGGCUCUCCAAGGCAGACCGUUAUCAAAGUUCAACAUCAAAGAGCGGAUGAAGUGGGCGAGGAAACGAGAGACGACGCGUGAGGAAGAUAUGGCGUAUUCCUUACUAGGUAUCUUUGACGUUCACAUGCCGCUCAUUUACGGCGAAGGCAAGAAAAAGGCAUUGCAGCGCCUCCACAAAGAAAUAGAAGAAGACUUCAUA
Dothidotthia symphoricarpi CBS 119687 is the source of this 732-nucleotide messenger RNA. RefSeq lists its product as uncharacterized. The record is from RefSeq and is a predicted model, not a curated record. The transcript has a single exon. The annotation marks the transcript as partial. NCBI's taxonomy places the organism in Eukaryota, Fungi, Ascomycota, Dothideomycetes, Pleosporales, Dothidotthiaceae.